AGCUCUUGCCUGUUGCGAGCCCUGAGAGCGCAGAGACAGUGUGGCUCCUGGCGCGAAGAAAAACUAGUUUUCCCUCCCCAUAUGAUUAUUUUUUCCGCCAAUGCUCAAUUCUACUCCCGAUGAGCACAUGAAAAGAUUUUCACUUGAACAACUCGCCUUCGCACCACCACCGUGUCCCGAAGCUCGUCUCACCAUUUCAUCGCUUCCGCCAAAAACUCUCGCGUUUUCCACCAUUUCACCUAGAAAUGAAGAGCUCCGCUGUGACGGCAGCUCACUGCCAAGCUGCGCCGGCUGCGGCGGCAAGCAUCAAACCUUCGCGCCCGGUGGAGACGGCGUACUUGCAAGGUCAGCCAGGCACGCCUUUUCCCGUCAUUCGUGGAAUUGGCUGGUCUGAAGACCAAGGCAGGCGACCCGACAUGGAAGACGGAAUGGUCGCGAUUUCGAAUUUGGCAGGUGUCGCGAACGCCUGGCUUCUUGGAAUCUACGACGGCCACGGGGGUCGACAAAUGGUGGAGAUGCUGCUGCAGAAGAUCCACGGCAAUGUUUUGCAGCAUCUGCGAAGCCGAGCAAUCGAACGCUGGCAACGGUAUCGCCAGCGAGCGAUGUCUCGCCUGCAGGACAUUCGCCGGCGCUUGGACGAACUUCACUUCCAGCAACAACUCGCGUGCAGGGACGUUCGAGUACUCAUGCCGCCCACUCAACGGCUAGUUGAGUUAUUGCGGCUCGGGCGGAUUUGCGAAUGGGUGCUUCAGUGCGAAGAACCUUCUCAAGAAGGUCGUACGGAGACUGAGAAGAGCUCUGCAUCAAAGGCUCCCACACCCCCGAGUUUUUUGACGAUCUGCACAGAAGAAGACGUGCACAGAGCUUUGGACGAGGCUUUCGUUCAGACAGACGUCGAAAUUCUUCGUGACCGCGUUUACCAAAGCGGCGCUACCGCGUGCGUGUGUCUGGUUCGGCCAGUUCUACGGCUCGAUCUUCUGCUGGAGAUGCGUCCUGAAGAGAUCUCGGAUGCAGACUGGGCUUGGUUUUCCGUGGAGCGUCAAAAACCCAACGUCAUCCCUGCGUCCACCCCGUCUCGGCAUGCCAUUGUCCAAGCAGACAUAACAGUUGCGCACCUGGGCGACAGCCGCGCCGUUCUCGCUUACACGGACGGCCACGCAGAACGCCUGACGCAUCCCUCGGACCACAAAGCUGGAUGCGAAAGAGACGCUCGUCGUGUGGAAUCUCUAGGCGGUUGGGUCUUCGGCGAGCGCGUCAACGGAAUGCUGGCAAUAGGACGAGCGUUCGGAGAUUGGUCCCUCAAGUUGCCCCCAGGAAAGGCGAAUCCCCCUUACUCACCUACAAGCGGAGCAUUCGAUCGGCUCCUCAAUAUCUUCGGGACGUCUCCAUCGCACGCUGCAGAACAGGCGGCCGCCGAGCGAAAAGAGUACGUGGUCAGCAACGCGCCAGAUGUACGGAGUGUCAGUCUGACUCCUGAAAGGCCUGCACAGGUACCUGGAGGAAUACGUCGGAAUUCCCCGUCUUCCAGAGCAUCUGAGUCCCAGACAGCGAUGUCAGGACAAGAAACCGGAGCGGGUCGCGUACCUGGGCUGCUCGUCCUCGGCUGUGACGGCUUGUUCGAUGUCUGCUCGGACCAAGUCGUUGCCCACCUAGCCCUGGAAUUCCUAAGACAGUUAGUCGCCGUUCACCCGGACAUGUCACCGUGUGAAGCGGCCAAGGCAACAGCCAGGAUGCUCAUUGAAGAAGCCAUCGGCGUGCGGGGCAGCACUGAUAACGUGUCUGUGAUGGUUGUCCUCUUUCAUUCCUUUGGAUUCUCGGGGCGCGAUGGGGUGACUCCUUCACCGCCGACUUGGUAUGCUGCCGCGGCAGCUAAAUUCGCAUGGCUGGCAGAGGGAGUCUCACGGAACGUCUUCGUACCAAGAGGGAAGCCGCGGUGCCCUGGAGAGACAGUAGCUCGAGGCGCUCUGGCAGCGCAUGCACUGCGGGAUGCUAGGUCCUUUGCUGGAAAUAUCAGCAUCGGUCAGUUCGAUUCAGGAUUCGGAUAGGCGAUACUUGCCGCUCCACCUGGCGUUGGUUCAGCAGGCCGGUGGCAAAUACCCCAGGAGAUCGAAAGAGGGAGAACUGGCAGUAAACAAAACGGUGGUGGGGGACAAAGCGAGCAGUAACCUCAGG
Toxoplasma gondii ME49 is the source of this 2172-nucleotide messenger RNA. RefSeq names its product protein phosphatase 2C domain-containing protein. Bases 246 to 2045 code for a protein of 599 amino acids. Gene Ontology annotation, biological process: protein dephosphorylation. The record is from RefSeq and is a predicted model, not a curated record. Gene Ontology annotation, molecular function: cation binding; protein serine/threonine phosphatase activity. The transcript has a single exon. Lineage: Eukaryota; Apicomplexa; Conoidasida; Eucoccidiorida; Sarcocystidae.